Molecule: messenger RNA, 1579 nt
Organism: Paramecium octaurelia
Lineage: Eukaryota; Ciliophora; Oligohymenophorea; Peniculida; Parameciidae
Source: the annotation of a GenBank genome assembly
UUACCCAAAAAUGAUUGAAAUUCCCAGAGAUUACGAGCAAUUAAAUUCAUAAUAGAGACUAGAGAUAUUGUAAUUUUAUGUACCUCCAUUUUUGUUAUUAAACUAGUUCGAAACUAUUGUUUCAGAAUAUACAUCGUUUAACCACUCUUAAUUUAUAUAUCCUCUUUAUCAAACGUUUUAAGUCUAAUUAAACCAACAAAUGAGAUCAUUAUCAAAUCAAGAUGAAGUACUUUCUCUAUCUAUUUAGGUUUAUGAAUCAUUUAAAAAUCUUUAGAAAAAAGCCACGGAAGAUUCCACAAUCCAAGAGAUGUUAUUCGAAUAUGAUGAAUGUAUUCCCUAAAUUAAACUAUCUUAGUCAUUCAUCCCAUUAAAAUCCAAGCUCUACCUAAAUUAAUAAAAUAAAAAUAAAAAAAACCACAAUGUGACAAAAAAGCAGCCAGUUGCAUCCUAGACGAAUAACCCAUCAAGCAUGAAUUCAUAAUGACCGGCUCCUAAUCAAUGAUGGUUAAUUAAAAUAAGGACAGAGUCCGUAGUAUUUCCGAAUUAGACGAAGAAUUAAAACUAAAUGUGAUUAGAGAAUUCGAUGAGAAGAGUUACAUUUCCUAAAUUAAUUUUGAAAGAAGUCCUCAAAGUGAUUUGAAAUCUGUCAUUGAAUAAAGAAUGGAACAGUCCCAAAACUACUAUUUCAAUGAAGCUUAAUUGGAUGACGUAACUAUACCCCCUUAAUUAUAGGCAUACUAUGUAAUUCAAUAGGCUAAGGCUGAGAUUUAGAACAAUCAACCAUUAGAAGCUUGGUUCUAAGAAAACUAUGGAGAUUUCAUUGAUAUGAUACAGGACAAGUAUGCCACCAUGUAGCAUAAUCUGAAUGAGUUAGAUUCAGAUGGAUGGGUCAUUGAAAAAAACACUAAAUAAUUAGUAAUCAAAUAUAAAAUUGACUCCAAAAAUUCAACAGUAACUCUUUUUAUGGAUUCAGUCUUUGAAGCCAACAUCACUAAAUUAAUGGCUUUAAUUAAUGAAAUUGAACUCUAUCAAAAUUAUGUACCUUUUUGUGUCAGAUCUUCCAUGCCUAAAAGGAUUGGAAAAUGUUGCAAGAUUUGUGAUAUUCAAGUUUACUUUCCCUUGAUCUCGGAUAGAAAAGCUGUCUUUGUUGGGGAAGGCAUCGAUAGACUCAACAUAAAUGGAACCAUUGUUUUUUUAUGUAAAUCUGUUGAUAAUAAUCCUGAAUUUCUUAAAUUACAUAAUAUAGAUUUAUCAAAGGAUAAAGGAAAGUUUGUUAACUUGAUACUUAAUUAUUAUGUUUUUGAACUCACACCACUUAGUGAUAAUAAAUGUAGAGUAAGGGCUGUUACUAAUUCAGAUCCUUAAUGUAGAUACAUUCCAAAAGCCUUGGUAGCUCUAGUAGCUAGAAAAGUAUUAAUAAUGUAUAUCUUAGAUGGCAAGCACCUUGUUUGAAAAAAUGUAAAAAAUUACCUAGAAUUUCGCCAAAAGCCCAUGGUAUCCAAAAUAUCUUGAAAAUUAAGAGUUUUAUAAUUGGAUUGACAAUAAAGUAACCAACCACUUUUCUAAACAAUAAAAUUGA